AUGGCAACCGAAACGGAACGGCAAACGGAAGAACCCGUUUCGGGUGCCAACACGGGACAUGGGAUGGUGAACCCCAAUACCGUACAGCUUAUCAGUUCCAUUUCGAUCGCCAUCCGCUGUAGUCGUCCCGCCAUGGUUGAAGAUCGCCGAUAUCGUUGCGGUAGCUGCCCGCGCAGCUUCCAGUACAUGGCACAUCUGACCGUUCACGAGCGCAUCCACAGCAAAGUCCGGCCGUACAUGUGUCCGGAGUGCGGCAAGCAGUUCAUCCAGUCGGGCCAGGUGGCUCGCCAUGUGAACGGAGUUCAUCGCCGUGCCAGGCCGUACGUUUGUGAGCUUUGUGGGGCGCGGUUUGUCCAAUCUGGGGCGUUGGACACUCAUCUGAAGGGUCACCGGGGCGAGUGGGAACGGUGUGAGGAUUGUGGGAAGGAGUUCAGCCACGUGUGGAGUUUGAAGCGACAUCGGAAGGUGCACGAAGAAGUGGCGGUUGAAGAGGAUGAUGUUGAGGAGGUUGUGCAGAGUGCAGUUGGGGUGGAAAGUUUGGAAGUUGUAGAGUCAACGAAUCUUGUUGUUCAGGAGAUUCCGGAAGAAACUAACGAUGUUGUGAAAGCAGGACGUACUACUAAGCUGUUACCUUGUGACGUUUGCGGUCGUAGCUACACCAGUUGGUACCUGAAGAUCCACAAACGAGGUCAUUCUGGAGAACGUCCCUUCCAGUGUGAACUGUGUCUCAAAUGUUUCAAACGACCGAACGAGCUGAAAACCCACCUUCGACGACAUUCCGGAGAACGACCCUUUCGAUGCUCCAUAUGCUUCAAGCAGUUCACCCUGUCCGGACAGCUGAAGAAACACGAGCGCGUGCACAGUGGAGAAACCCCGUACGAAUGUGGCGUCUGCGGCAAAAAGUUCAAACGUUGGGGUCACCUUCGAAGCCAUCGCAGACUGCACAACCCAGUGGAGUUGUUCAACUGUGACCAGUGUUCCCGCCAGUACACCCAAGCUGCCCAGCUCAAGAUUCACCUGCGAAAGCACCUCCAAAUGCGAACCUACUCCUGUGGAGUUUGUGACAAAAGUUACUUCAAGCCAUCGAUCCUCAAAGCACACCUCAACUGUCACGUCAAGACACGAACCCUAAAUUGAUUACCUCACCAUUGUCUAACCGCCGUAAAAGUGCAUUCAAACUGAAAGAGGUGUGCAUAAAAGUGCAAUUUAUCAACGUGUCCGACAGUUGAAAAGAGGCAAGAAUCAAUAUCGUCGAUUCUCACCUGUCAGAGCCCAACCCCCCCCGUUGGUGAUGGUGAAUAGAUGCAUUGGGACCUAACCUAAAAGGCGCGAAUUCUGCAUGAUUGAUUACAUUUGCGUGCGGAGGCAGCGGAGUCCCGGAGUCGUUCAGUGGAGUCCGCUCUCUUGUCUCAGGAGCUUAGCCGGCGUGACAAAAAGUGAUUCAUCAUCGUUCCCAACCUCCUGUCUGUCCUGAAGUGUUUUGUGUGUGGUAAAAGGAAAACAUACGAGUUUUUCCAAGAACCACUCCGUGUUUCCAAGGGAAAAACGCAGAAUCGUACGUUGUAAAGGGGUGGUGUUUAUAUGUUUACUUGUUUGUUUUUUUUAUAAUUGAGUGUCUUUCUUUUAGAAUGAAGAUAGAAAAUAUAAAUUUUUAAUAACUGUACUCACAGUUUGCUUUUUUGAUCAUGAAUAAUAGAAGAAGUUAUAAUGUCAGAAAAGUUAGUUUAGAGAAGACCAUUUUAUGAGGUACGCCUGUGUGAUUAAGCCUUU
Culex pipiens pallens (northern house mosquito) is the source of this 1770-nucleotide messenger RNA. Its product is annotated as zinc finger protein 595-like. Gene Ontology annotation, molecular function: DNA-binding transcription factor activity; RNA polymerase II cis-regulatory region sequence-specific DNA binding. The transcript is spliced from 2 exons. Bases 1 to 1137 code for a protein of 378 amino acids. NCBI's taxonomy places the organism in Eukaryota, Metazoa, Arthropoda, Insecta, Diptera, Culicidae. Gene Ontology annotation, biological process: regulation of transcription by RNA polymerase II. The record is from RefSeq and is a predicted model, not a curated record.